This is a messenger RNA of Paramacrobiotus metropolitanus, 1213 nucleotides long. RefSeq lists its product as uncharacterized. The record is from RefSeq and is a predicted model, not a curated record. NCBI's taxonomy places the organism in Eukaryota, Metazoa, Tardigrada, Eutardigrada, Parachela, Macrobiotidae. Bases 316 to 1200 code for a protein of 294 amino acids. The transcript is spliced from 8 exons.
UUGUUUUGCUUGAACGACCAUUCGAGUAGUUAGUGUAAGCUGUAUAGGGCGCUCGUUUACGUUGUCGGGAUACCAAGCUGCUACCUAUCUUGGGGUGGCUGGCAUAAGUACAUAGAUACACAAGACAGUCACGGCUAUCCAGUAUUCUUCCCAUUGUUAUUAUUUACUCUUGCUGAAUUUCGGCAGUUAUGGUGUUCUGACGUGUUUAUUACUAUCCUUAGAAUUGACGCCUCCAUGUUUUAACUUUUGAUAAUUCACGAAACAUUGCUCUGUUUUCUCAUUUUGAGCAACGUAAUUUCGGCAUUAACUGCAAAAAUGUCAGCGUUGCCCUUUCCAGUAGGACAAAUCGUUUGGGCAAAGAUCAAAGGUUAUAACCGCUGGCCGGCGUGUGUUGAAACGCCACCGGAGAAUGCCAGAAACCGAGGCGUUUACGUGCAAUUUUUUGGAACCGAUAAACCGGGGCAAUUCGGUUGGGUUCCUAAAGGCGGACUAGAGCCAUUCACAGUGGGCGAUCAGUCCAUGAGAGAGCUGUCCAACACGCAGCUGCAGGCAUGCGUGAAACUGGCUGCGUUAAAAAAAAACGGGAAUACUGUCGCUCCUCCAGUCGUGCCUCCGACUCCACAAUGCGUGGUUGACACUGUGCAAGUACAAGGGGAAACUCAAGCCCAAUCAGUUCUGGCGUCCGAGCUCAACCAGACUCCAGCUUUUAUGAAUGUCAGUGCAACUGAUUCCUUAUCUAUUGCCACAAUAUCGCCGGCCGCUGAAGUAAGCACUCCGGAUCUGUCGCACAAUUAUUCAUUCCGCGGCGACGAAGUUUCGGCAAUUUCUGAACAGGAUGUAAUUUCUGAAGUGUCAGGCAGUACAACCGGACGAAACAAGGGGAUUAUUCCCCUAGAUGAAGUGGACAGCUGGAUUAGCGAUAAUUUCUUGCCUAGCGAGACAGCACAACUCAAAAGUGACCUGAUUUGGCAGUUCUUUGAGAGAUUUUGCGCAAGCAAAAAUUAUGUCCCAAUGCCGAACUUUCAAAAAAGCCUUGGCCGGCGAUUGUCGAAUCGGUUCAACGUAAGCGGGGGUUUCAACUGCGGAAACAAAAGUGCUAAGGGACAAAAAAGGUCCGGCAUUAAGUUGUCCGAAAAAGGAACUGCUGCGUUUGAAAGUUUGACUGGGCAUAAUGUGAAGAAAAUUAUAGUACGCUAUUAAAGUACCGUUUUAU